Messenger RNA from Arachis stenosperma, 615 nucleotides. Its product is annotated as vacuolar protein sorting-associated protein 41 homolog. The transcript is spliced from 7 exons. Gene Ontology annotation, molecular function: protein binding. The record is from RefSeq and is a predicted model, not a curated record. Gene Ontology annotation, cellular component: HOPS complex; late endosome. The coding region runs from base 1 to 615 and encodes 204 amino acids. Gene Ontology annotation, biological process: cellular response to starvation; protein targeting to vacuole; vesicle-mediated transport. NCBI's taxonomy places the organism in Eukaryota, Viridiplantae, Streptophyta, Magnoliopsida, Fabales, Fabaceae.
AUGCCCUGCUUUUGUAAUUCAUUUCUUUGUGAUAAUCCAACUACUUCAUUAUGUGCUUCAAUUGUAGAACUUUAUGCAGAUUAUGAUCCAAAGAUGCUGCUACCUUUUCUACAUAGCAGUCAGCACUAUACUCUUGAGAAGGCCUAUGAAAUUUGCACUAAAAAAGAGCUACUGAAGGAGCAAGUUUUCAUCUUAGGAAGGAUGGGAAACUCAAAGCAAGCCCUAGCAGUUAUUAUAAAUAAACUGGGGGACAUUAAGGAGGCUGUAGAGUUUGUCACUAUGCAGAAUGAUGAUGAACGCUGGGAAGAAUUAAUCAAGCAAUGCAUUGACAAGCCUGAAAUGGUGGGCAUGCUAUUAGAGCAAACAGUUGGAAAUCUUGAUCCCCUCUACAUUGUAAAUAAGGUUCCCAAUGGGUUGGAAAUACCUCGGCUCAGGGAUCGGCUGGUUAAAAUUAUCACUGAUUACAGGACUGAAACCUCGCUUAGACAUGGGUGCAAUGAUAUCCUUAAGGCGGACUGUGCCAACCUUUUAAUCAAGUACUACAAGGAGGCACGUCAUGGAAUUUCUUUAGGUAGUGAAGAAGACGAGCCACGAAUAAAAAAUAGUGAGAAAUAG